UGAUACUUUAUCAAUCACACAGCUACGCAAGCACAUGUUUUCGUCUAAACGACUGCGUUUUAUAGGUAGUCAGAUGAAUCAAGUUAUCAGAUAAUCCAAAUUCAACACCAACGUUUCUUCCAAGCUUCUCCCUCUCUCUCUGAUCAUCAUCGCCCAUCCCUUCCAUUUUCGAUUCUCAAUCAAAGCUUCGCAGCUCCAUCUUUCCAAUCAAAGUUUAGGUAAGUGCAUGCAGUAGUUUUGUUGAUGAAUGGCUUCCUCUGAUGGUAGAGUUGCGUACUCUUCACUUUCUAAGUUAGAAAAGGGGAAACCCCACUUUGGUUAUGAUGAUAUGAAUUUCAAGGGCGAGUCUACAUGGUCUGAGCCUGAGCCUGAGUCUGGCACCACUAGUGGACCAUUAGCCGCAACGUUCACAAACCGAGAGAUUUCUUAUGAUUCAUAUAAGUUUUCUUAUGAGGAUGAUGAAUUGUUUGAUGGAGGUUAUGUGUCAAAUGAUGAGGCUCGCUGUGUUACCAGUUCUAACAUGACUCCUGAUGUGAAUUUGAAGAAUGUGCUUUCUGGGAUUUUUUCUAUUUUGACUGGACGAAAUAAGGCUCCAAGUGUUGAUGAAAAUCAGCAAUUACCGAGUUCGAAUGUAUCGUUUCUUGGCUCUGGAAAUGAUGGGGAUGUUUUUCUUGAUUCUUCUGUGUACACGCCAAGUGCACCACCGCUUUUUCUGCCGAAUGGGGCUGAAUAUAGUUCCUACAAGGAGGUACUUGAAGCUGAACCACCCGAGUGGCUGCCUGAUAGUUCUACUACUGUUUGUAUGCAGUGUAAUGCUCCGUUUACUGCACUUACACGGGGAAGACAUCAUUGCCGGUUUUGUGGAGGGAUUUUUUGUCGAGUAUGUACAAAGGGGCGGUGUUUAUUGCCUGUUAGGUUCAGGGAAAGGAAUCCUCAGAGGGUUUGUGAUUCAUGCUAUGAUAGGCUCGAUCCUUUACAAGGCGUUCUUAUCAACACCAUAAGCAAUGCUGUGCAGUCAGCGAAGCAUGAUGUCAUGGAUUGGACUAGUGCUAGAGGGUGGCUUAAUCUUCCUAUUGGUUUAUCUAUGGAGCAUGAGAUAUAUAAAGCAUCCAAUACAUUGAGAAACUACUGUCAGGUGGCCAAAUCCAAUCCUGAGAAGUCCAUCCCUUUAUCUGUUCUCAAAAGUGCCCAAGGUCUUGCAAUUUUGACGGUUAUCAAAGCUGGUGCACUGGUAUCUUACAAAGUGGGUACUGGUUUGGUUGUUGCACGGAGACAUGACGGAUCAUGGUCUGCACCAUCAGCUAUAUUCUCAUUGGGUUUAGGAUGGGGUGCUCAGAUUGGCGGUGAACUUAUGGAUUUUAUAGUUGUUCUUCAUGAUACGAAAGCUGUGAAGACGUUCUGCAGUCGCAUGCAUUUUUCUCUUGGGGCUGGUUGCAGUGUUGCAGCAGGGCCUAUUGGGAGAGUGGCCGAGGCAGAUCUUCGUGCUGGUGACAGGGGCUCUGGCAUGUGUUACACUUACAGUUGCAGUAAAGGUGCAUUUGUAGGAGUGUCAUUGGAAGGGAAUAUAGUUGCAACCCGAAUGGAUGCCAAUCUACGGUUUUAUGGUGAUCCUUAUCUCACCACAUCUGAUAUUCUACUAGGCCUGGUGGACAGACCAAAGGCUGCUCAACCAUUAUACACCGGUCUUCGAGAUUUAUAUUCAAGUUUACGCCACUAGUCCCUCUCAGGCUUCAGUUGCAGGAUUGCACAUCUUUCAUUCUGUCAGCUGCUUGUGGAUUGUCAAAUACUUCCCAUUGUACAUAUAUACAGUUCUAGCUCAUGUAUGAAGUUCUGAAAUGCUAUUCCCUUGCCAAUUUGAAAAUCUUCUUUAUGGUUCAUUGUAUUAUAUAGUUAUUUCUGUUAAUGUAAAAUGGCCAAUACAAAUUUAUACUCAUACACAACUGGUGGUUCACGAUU
Messenger RNA from Lathyrus oleraceus (garden pea), 1956 nucleotides. RefSeq lists its product as uncharacterized. Gene Ontology annotation, molecular function: metal ion binding; phosphatidylinositol binding. The transcript has 5 exons. The coding region runs from base 248 to 1717 and encodes 489 amino acids. NCBI's taxonomy places the organism in Eukaryota, Viridiplantae, Streptophyta, Magnoliopsida, Fabales, Fabaceae. The record is from RefSeq and is a predicted model, not a curated record.